CACUAACACACGCGCACUUGCAAAUUGCGAUCUUUCCACUGCGCGUGCUUCCCUCGUAGCUCAUUACCAAUUUGCUAGCUAGCAUCACAGCUCAUCGCCGGCCAUGGGGAACUGCCUGGUGAUCCAAGACAGAAAGGAGAUCAAGGUGAUGAGCGUCGUCGACGGUGAGAUCCUCAAGACGCUGCCGCCGCCCAUCUUGAAGGGCCACCCUGACGCCGAUGCGCUUCCGGCGGGCGACAUGGGGCAGCUGUACCGCCUGUUCCCGGCCGCCGCCGGGAAGGCGCCUUCUACCGCCUCCGAAGACCAGAGUGCCGUCGUGAGGGUGAAGCUUGUCAUCAGCAAGCAAGAGCUCAGGAGGAUGCUGGGAAAGGACGACCAGGCCGUCUCCGUGGACGACAUGGUGGCUCUCAUGCGAAGACGAUCGGAGGAGCAGCAGCGGCAGGAGGAGAUCAGUUCCUGCAGGGGGUGGCGCCCUGCCUUGCAUAGCAUACCUGAAGGCAGCGGUGAUUUGUUCUACUAGCAGAAGAAAUACUGGCCAUUUCCGGAGCUUACUCAACAAAGUGCAUAUAUGGGCAAUAAGCAUAACAAAUAUGCAUGUUUGUAUGUAUAUAAUUAUAUACACAUAGAGAGAUAGACACAAGAGAUGGGGUAGAUUUGCCAGGAGUUUUGAGAUAGGGGUUAUCUUCAUGUUGUCUUUGUUGCAUGGUUGCAUGCAUGGAUGUAAGACGAUGUAAAGAUAGUCCUGGAAAUCACAACAAUAUAAACUUCAAAGUUUGAGGCA
Lolium rigidum is the source of this 781-nucleotide messenger RNA. RefSeq lists its product as uncharacterized. The transcript has a single exon. The record is from RefSeq and is a predicted model, not a curated record. The coding region runs from base 104 to 520 and encodes 138 amino acids. Lineage: Eukaryota; Viridiplantae; Streptophyta; Magnoliopsida; Poales; Poaceae.